This is a messenger RNA of Suncus etruscus (white-toothed pygmy shrew), 5199 nucleotides long. RefSeq names its product collagen type XVII alpha 1 chain (gene COL17A1). NCBI's taxonomy places the organism in Eukaryota, Metazoa, Chordata, Mammalia, Eulipotyphla, Soricidae. Bases 1 to 4305 code for a protein of 1434 amino acids. The transcript is spliced from 54 exons. The record is from RefSeq and is a predicted model, not a curated record.
AUGGACGUAAACAGGAAAAACAAACGAGAAGGCACUGAAGUCACUGAAAGACUUAUCACAGAAACAGUAACUACAAGACUAACAUCCUUACCACCAAAAUGCUCCACCAGCAAUGGCUAUGCUAAGACGGGCUCUCUGGGUAGUGGAAGCCGAACGGAGAAGCAAAGUCUGAUUCAUGGAAGCAGCAGCUACAUAACCGGAAGUGGCAGUACCCGGGGCAAUGCCUCCACCUCCAGUUACAGGAGAGCCCAUUCACCUGCCUCCACUCUGCCCAAUUCGCCCGGGUCAACCUUUGACAGGAAAACACAUGUCACUCGCCAUGGAACCUAUGAAGGGAGCUCCAGUGGCAACUCCUCCCCUGAGUACCCACGAAAGGAAUUUGCAUCUUCAGCAACCAGAGGCCGAAGCCAAACCCGAGAGAGCGAGAUCCGGGUUCGGCUGCAGAGUGCGUCCCCCUCUACCCGAUGGACAGAACUGGAUGAUGUUAAGCGAUUGCUCAAGGGGAGCCGGUCAGCUAGUGUGAGUCCCACUCGCAAUUCUUCCAACACCCUCCCCAUCCCCAAGAAAGGCACAGUGGAGACCAAAACGGUGACAGCCAGCUCCCAGUCAGUGGCUGGCACCUAUGACACCACCAUCCUGGAUGCCAACCUUCCCGCCCACAUGUGGUCCUCUACCUUGCCAGCGGGCUCAUCCAUGGGGACCUACCACAACAAUAUGACAACCCAGAGCUCGUCCCUCCUGCACACCAAUGCCUACUCUUCGGGAUCUGUGUUUGGGCUUCCCAACAACAUGGCAUCCUGCUCCCCAACUCUGCACCCUGGAAUCAGCACCUGUUCCUCAGUGUUUGGCAUGCAGAAUAAUCUGGUCCCCAAUUCUGCAACACUGACCCAUGGUUCAACCAGCACUUCCACAGCAUAUGGUGUAAAGAAGAACAUGCCCCAGAGUCCUGCAGUGGUGAGCACCGGCACAUCCACCUCCACUGCCUGCAGCACCACUGUGCAGAAUGACGACCUCCUGCACAAGGACUGCAAGUUCCUGAUCCUGGAGAAGGACAACGUGCCUGCCAAAAAGGAGAUGGAGUUGCUGAUCAUGUCCAAGGACAGUGGGAAGGUGUUCACAGCCUCCCCUGCCAGUGUGGCUGCAACUUCUUUUUCAGAUGACACCCUAAAAAAAGAAAAGCAAGCUGCCUACACGGCUGACACCCAACUCAUAGCAGAAUCCAAUGGAGGCGUGAAGACUUCGUCCUCCAAGACCACCUCGUCAGAUACCUACGGCUACAAUCAAGGCAGCAGCUAUAAGCAGGGCAGCGGCGGCGGUGUAGGUAGCGGCGGCGGCAUUGGCGGCGCUGGAGGCGGCAGCAAGGGGGACGCGUGGGGCGCGGCGCCCGCGUGGUGCCCCUGCGGCUCCUGCUGCAGCUGGUGGAAGUGGCUGCUGGGGUUGCUGCUCACCUGGUUGCUGCUACUGGGGCUGCUCUUCGGCCUCAUCGCUCUGGCUGAGGAGGUACGGAAGCUGAAAGCGCGCGUGGACGAGCUGGAGAAGCUGCGGAGCAGCAUGUCCUACUUAGAGGAGAAGAUGGAGAGGAGCAACAAGGACCAGCUGCAGGGAUCGUACCCAGGGUUGGGGACCAGCCUGGGGACCACCGGGCUGGAAGGCAGCAGCCAAGAGGCGCUCUGGCUCUUCGUGAGGAAUAAGCUGAUGACGGAACAAGAAAACGGCAAUCUCCGAGGAAACCCUGGCCCCAAAGGUGACAUGGGAAGUCAAGGUCCCAAAGGAGAUCGAGGGUUCCCAGGGACCCCAGGUACCCCUGGACCUAUGGGUCACCCAGGCCUAGAAGGACCCAAGGGACAAAAAGGCAGUGUGGGAGAUCCUGGCAUGGAAGGACCCAUGGGCCAGAGAGGGCGAGAAGGGCCUAUGGGCCCACGGGGGGAGCCUGGCCCUGCUGGGUUUGGAGAGAAAGGGGACAGAGGGGUUGCUGGCAACCCAGGGGUUCCAGGUCUACCAGGCCCCCCAGGUUUUCUGGGUCCCAAAGGUUCCAGUGGUCCUCCUGGCCCCCAGGGCCCCCCAGGCUCUGCAGGACCCCAAGGGCUCCGAGGUGAAGUGGGGCUCCCUGGUGUCAAAGGUGACAAAGGGCCUAUAGGGCCAUCUGGACCCAAAGGUGACCAUGGAGAGAAAGGACCCCGCGGCCUCACAGGCGAGCCUGGUUUAAGAGGUUUACCCGGAGCUGUGGGUGAGCCUGGAGCCAAAGGAGCAAUGGGAUCUCCUGGCCCUGAAGGACCCCAAGGCCCAAGAGGCGAACAAGGCCUUUUGGGGAUGGCUGGAACACGGGGCGCACCAGGACCUUCUGGAGAGCCAGGAAAGCCAGGUCUUACAGGGCCCCAAGGACCACAGGGACUGCCUGGCUCCCCUGGACGCCCCGGGACCAAAGGUGACCCAGGAACCCCUGGCAGGAUUGUGACUUCAGAGGGGUCUUCGGCUAUCACCGUCCCAGGACCUCCAGGACCUCCUGGAUCCAUGGGACCUCCAGGCCCUCCGGGUGCCCCAGGCCCUGUCGGCCCUGCUGGUCUUCCAGGACAGCAAGAUGGUAUUGACUUACGGGGUCCCCCAGGCCCACCAGGGCCACGUGGACCACCAGGACCUGCCAUUCCAGGCCCACCAGGACCUCGAGGACCAGCAGGUGAAGGCUUGCCAGGCCCACCAGGCCGACCAGGAUCUUCCCUGAGCAGCUCAGAGACCUUCUUCUCGGGCCCUCCAGGUCCACCUGGUCCACCAGGCCCCAAGGGAGACCAAGGUGAGAAAGGAGCCUCAAGAAGGAUGGGAGAGCAAGGCCCCCCAGGGUUCUCAUCCUCAGGUUCUGGGUCUCUCGGAUUCAACCUACAAGGCCCACCAGGCCCACCUGGCCCGCAGGGACCCAGAGGAGACAAAGGCGAUCCUGGAGUCCCAGGAGCUCCUGGCAUUCCUGGUGGUCUCUCUCAUGGGGGAUCAUCCAGCUCCUUGUACAUGCAGGGCCCACCAGGCCCCCCUGGGCCUCCUGGGCCUCCCGGCUCUAUCAGCAGCUCCAGCCUGGAGAUCCAGCGCUACAUCUCAGAUUACAUGCAGAGUGACAGCAUUAGGUCUUACCUCUCUGGAGUUCAGGGCCCUCCAGGACCCCCAGGUCCCCCAGGGCCUGUGACCUCCAUCACAGGGGAGACGUUCGACUACUCACAGCUGGCCAGCCGGGUCGUGAGCUACUUGCAGUCCUCAGGCUACAACAUCGGCUCCUCUUCCUCCUCCUCUUUCUCAUCUACAUCCUCCAUCUCCUCAGAUGACAUCCUGGCUGCACUGCGGCAGGAUAAUGUGCGGCAGUAUCUGCGCCAGCUCCUGAGCUCCUCGGGAGCCAGUGGCGACUGGUUCCUCCAGUCCCUGGACUACGCGGAGCUGAGCAGACACAUCCUCAGCUACAUGGUACAUGUAUACCUGCAGACUUCCUGGCUCCCAGGCAGUGCUUGGUCCAGUGUGGAAGAUCUCUCAUCUUUCCUGCGUACGGCUGGCGUGUCAUCUAUCCCAGGCCCCCCGGGUCCACCAGGUCCCCCUGGGCCCCGUGGGCCACCAGGUGUUUCAGGAGCCCUGACCUCAUACGCAGCUGAGAACAGCGACAGCUUCCGCAGCGAGCUUAUCAGCUACUUGACCAGUCCAGAUGUGCGCAGCUUCAUCAUAGGCCCCCCAGGCCCCCCAGGGCCCCAGGGUCCUCCUGGAGACAGCCGCCUGGAGUCCAUGGAGGGCUCCUACAGCCGGAGCAGCCGGUCAUCCUCACACAGCUCCAUGGGUAGCAGGGAAUCGUCCUAUAGCAGCUCCAUGGGCAUCGGCGGGUCCAGCGGCGUCCUGGGUGAUGGUGGAGCCUUUGGUGCCAUGUAUGGGGGUGACGGUGGAGCAUUCGGGGCAGCUUAUAGAGGAGGCCUGGACUACAAUGAGCUGGCGGUGCGAGUGUCUGAGAGUUUGCAGCGUCAGGGCCUCCUGCAGGGAAUGGCAUACACUGUCCAGGGCCCACCAGGCCAACCUGGACCCCAGGGACCUCCUGGCAUCAGCAAGGUCUUCUCCGCCUAUAGCAACGUGACGUCGGAUCUCAUGGACUUUUUCCGAACUCACGGAGCCAUUCCAGGACCCCCUGGACAGAAGGGAGAGAUGGGCAUCCGAGGUGAAAGAGGCCCUGCUGGGCAGCCUGGCCGGCCUGGCCCACCGGGCCCUCGAGGAUACAAGGGAGAGAAAGGGGACAGAGGUGACCAAGUCUAUGCUGGGAGAAGACGGAGAAGUGUCGCCACCAAACCAUGAGCUGCCCUCAACAGAACUGUGUCCUGGAUCAAUUCUUACAGUGGCCACAGCACUCACGGCAGAAUCUCUCUGGGGGUGGGGGUGAGGGGCUUGGGAGCCAGAGUUUGUCAGUGCCCUAUUGAGACCACCAUACACCAAACAGAGCCCUGAGUUUGAGGCCAUAUAUGUAUAUAUCAGAGAAUUGAAAACUCUGAAGCAACUUCACUGGGAAGGCUGAGAAAGUGGUUUGUUUCUCUGCAAUCUCGAUUCUGAGCCCCUGGGCUUCUUCAAUAUUUAAUUCAAGCCCCAACCUUAGGAAAGCCAGUGGUAUAAAAGUUGACUCCCAAGUCCUUCGGCUUUACCCAAAAAUGAAUCCAGAAAGUAGAGAUGGGGGUGCCUUCCUAAGGGCUAACACUGACAGGCCUAUAAGAGGGUGGGUGCCCUGUUUCCUGCUGCAUGGCUGUGCUUCUCAGCUUGCUCUUCCCAUUCUUACACUUUAAGUCACAGAAAGAGUUGCUAAGCAGCAACUCUUGCAACUGAAAAAAUUAAGUAACUCACUUCCCCUGAAGGUGGUGGCAGGGUUUUAAUAGCUGUUUCUUGAUGCAUUUCAUAUUUCCAAAUGCUUAGAGUUGGACUGUAGCUGCAACCUUUUAUUGAUAAGCCCAUGCUAGAGUUUACGGAUGUUAUAAAUAAAGUAGACAGCAGCAAAUAGGAAAGCAGCAAUGGGCAGGAAAGCAGGGGAAAGAAGGAAAUCGGGGAACAGGGGAAGAUGGCCCCCUUUUCCACACUUGAGAAAUGGCAGGUCGCACUGCAUGCAGUUGGUUUCUAAGCACUUUCAAUGUCUGAAAAACAUUUAUGUGGUCUAUUAGAUGAAAGCCAUUUCAACUGUAAAAUUUCCAAUAAAAUCUUUUUUUU